Messenger RNA from Pterocles gutturalis (yellow-throated sandgrouse), 504 nucleotides. It is a transcript of the gene CDC37, whose product is annotated as cell division cycle 37. NCBI's taxonomy places the organism in Eukaryota, Metazoa, Chordata, Aves, Pterocliformes, Pteroclidae. Gene Ontology annotation, molecular function: protein kinase binding; heat shock protein binding; protein-folding chaperone binding. Gene Ontology annotation, biological process: protein folding; protein stabilization. Gene Ontology annotation, cellular component: cytoplasm. The record is from RefSeq and is a predicted model, not a curated record. The transcript is spliced from 3 exons. The annotation marks the transcript as partial.
GCUCGCGUGGAGCGGAUGGAACAAUUCCAGAAAGAAAAAGAAGAAUUGGAUAAAGGCUGCAGAGAAUGCAAACGGAAACUCGCCGAAUGCCAGAAAAAAAUGAAGGAGUUGGAAGUAGGGGACGCGGCGAGCGGGAAAGGGGAGCUGGAAAAACUCCAGGCUGAGGCGCAGCAGCUGAGGAACGAGGAGAAGAGUUGGGAGAAUAAAUUGGAGGAGUUGAAAAAAAAGGAAAAAAAUAUGCCCUGGAAUGUGGAUACCCUCAGCAAGGACGGCUUCAGCAAGAGCGUCUUCAACGUCAAACCGGAGGAGAAGGAGGAAACGGAGGAACAGAAAGAGAAAAAACACAAAACUUUCGUGGAGAGAUACGAGAAGCAAAUCAAACACUUCGGGAUGCUACGGCGCUGGGACGACAGCCAGAAAUAUCUCUCCGAUAACCCUCACCUCGUUUGCGAGGAGACGGCUAAUUACUUAGUCAUCUGGUGCAUCGAUCUGGAGGUGGAAGAG